This is a messenger RNA of Rodentolepis nana, 936 nucleotides long. Lineage: Eukaryota; Metazoa; Platyhelminthes; Cestoda; Cyclophyllidea; Hymenolepididae. The record is from the annotation of a GenBank genome assembly.
AUGGCAUCCCCAGCAGUCACUCUUGUAAACUCCGUCGGCCUUAUUGAAGCAGCUAUCAACAAGGGGCAGCCAAAGGAUGGCGUCGAAAUGGCACCGAAAGAAAUCCGAUCAGCUGGACUGGAUCACCUUAUCAAUGCACUCAAUGCGAAAGUUAAUUUCUAUGGUGAAGUUAGACAACCAAAAGACAGAGAACCAGACAUUGUUGCGAAUUGUAUAAAUCAAAGGGCACUCAUCAAGGCCACUCUUGAGCUGAGAGAACUAGUUGAGAAGAGUGUUAGUGAGAACGAAAUCACACUGAUACUUGGAGGUGACCACAGUAGUGGUAUGGGAGCAAUUGAGGGACACUUCAGGGCCUUCCCAGAUUCGGUUGUGGUUUGGGUUGACGCUCAUGGUGAUAUCAAUACUCCAGAUUCGUCUGCGUCCAAAAAUACGCAUGGAAUGCCUGUCUCCUUUAUGAUGCGUGAAACUUACAAGCAGAUUCCGCAAAUUAUGGGGUUUGAGAAGAUACAUCCUGUGUUAGAUCCCAAUCAGAUCAUCUACAUUGGUCUUAGAGAUCUUGAUCCACCGGAACUGAACACUUUAAAGGAGUUUCGUGUGCCCUAUUUCAGCAUGAAUGAUGUAAGACAACUUGGAAUUGAGAAAGUUGUUGAAACAACAUUACGGAUUAUUGAAAGGACGAGUCCGAACUGUAAAAUCCACCUCAGUUUUGACAUCGACUCCUUGGAUCCAAGGUUUGCUCCAAGCACGGGAACUCCAGUUCCAGAUGGUUUGACUUUGAAGGAGGGAAAGUACAUCUGCAGGGCUCUUGCUCAAACUGGCCAAUUGAGGUCUAUGCUUAUGGCUGAAGUUAACACAGCUCUGGGAUCUGAAGAGGAUGCGAGGGUAACACUCAAUUCGGCCAAUGAGAUCCUGAAAUCCGCUCUUUUAUUGGGUUAA